Molecule: messenger RNA, 1298 nt
Organism: Thunnus maccoyii (southern bluefin tuna)
Lineage: Eukaryota; Metazoa; Chordata; Actinopteri; Scombriformes; Scombridae
Gene: fam78bb
Product: family with sequence similarity 78 member Bb
Exons: 2
Coding region: 24-923 (299 amino acids)
Source: RefSeq, a predicted model, not a curated record
CCUUUGCCUUACAGUGUCAUCUGAUGCACGGCCUCAUAGUGUUGAUACUGGUCGAGUCCCAGUCAGCAGUGCUGUUUCCCAGGCCUGUCAGGCUCACUUGGCUCCUCCUGACCAUCACCUUCACCUGCACAGCCAUGGGCUGCAUCCAGAGCAUAGCCUGUAACAAGUCACGCAUCAAACGGGAGAACAUCGUUGUGUACGACCUGUCCGCCACCAUAGACCACUGCCCGACUGUCAUUGAGGAGAACUCGCCCAUAGUGCUUCGCUACAAGACUCCUUAUUUCAAAGCCUCGGCGCGGAUUGUGAUGCCCCCCAUUCCGCGCAAUGAGACAUGGGUGGUGGGCUGGAUCCAGGCGUGCACCCAGAUGGAAUUUUACAACACUUAUGGAGACGUCGGCAUGUCGAGCUGGGAGCUGCCUCAGCUGCGAGAAGGCCUGGUGAGGGCCAUCAGCGACUCGGACGGUGUGAGCUACCCCUGGUACGGAAACACAACAGAGACUGUCACCAUAGUAGGCCCCACCUCCAAGCCAUCCCGUUUCAUCGUUAGUAUGAAUGACAAUUUUUACCCAAGUGUCACCUGGGCUGUGCCGGUCAGUGAAUCCAACACGCCCUUACUGACUAACAUCAAAAGGGACCAGAGCUUCACCACCUGGCUGGUGGCGCUCAACACCACGUCCAGGGAAAAGAUCUUGCUCCACACCAUCAAGUGGAGGAUGAGGGUUGAUAUCGCGGUGGAUCCGUCCCUGCCUCUGGGCUCCAGGGCCAGGUUGGUGGGCCGGGUGCACCAGGACCAGCCGCGGGUGCUGACCCGCAUGGAGCCCAUCCCCACUAACGCCAUGGGGAGGCCCAAUGCCAACGACGCCCAGGUUCUGAUGUGGAGGCCGAGGAGAGGGCCUCCGCUUGUAGUCAUACCACCCAAGUAGAGCAUUCACACCAUCUGAUUGGCCGUUUGGAAUAUUACAUCAUAGUGAGCCACUUUCACGGGGAAACGGCGAACAGAAAAAUCAGAUGAAAAGACAAAAGCAGAUUUAUGAGCAGACUUGUACGAACUGUCGAUGGCACAAGAUCAGAGUUGCAGUCUUUUGCGCGUAAUAUCAUUGAGGGGACAAAUGCCUUAAUUCCCCACCGCUGCCUUUGAUGAUCCAGAAAGUAUGUUGGUCUCUACUUCUGGUGCUGUUGAGCUAUUGAGUGUUCAGGCCUUUACUCCAGCCCAGCACAACUGAGCAAAAUGUUGUUUAACUUUGAAAAAACGCCAUCAGUGCUGGGAUGUAACGCAAACCUGUGCUGUAGCUACUCAG